Messenger RNA from Eimeria maxima, 7119 nucleotides. RefSeq names its product grb10 interacting GYF protein, putative. The coding region runs from base 1 to 7119 and encodes 2372 amino acids. The record is from RefSeq and is a predicted model, not a curated record. Gene Ontology annotation, molecular function: protein binding; microtubule motor activity. NCBI's taxonomy places the organism in Eukaryota, Apicomplexa, Conoidasida, Eucoccidiorida, Eimeriidae. The transcript has 10 exons. Gene Ontology annotation, biological process: microtubule-based movement.
AUGUACCAGCCGAGGCCUGCAGCGGGAGUGGGGCGUGCGCGCCCUGCUGCUGCUGCUACCGCUGCUAGCAGCAGCAGCGGAGGCGGUAGCAGCUCUCUAGGUGCUUCUACUUCGCAUAGGCGAGGGUUCGGCGGGACGCCGGGGUCGUUAUCUAGGGGACUUCCUGGUGUUAACAGUAGUGCAGCUGCUGGCGUGGGGGCACAUGGGGUCCCUACAGGUUCUACUGGAGCGUCUCCGAGCCGCCCUAAGACCUUAGAUGCGCUAUUGGGUUCGAUGAUGCUGCGGGAGGGCCCUUCAAGCAGAAGCGCUCCAGCUUCUGCUGCUGAAGGGUCUGCUGGUACUGCACUUCCGCAGCACGGUAGCAGCGGAAUAGGAGUCCCGGGCGGCCUGCUGGCAGGCUUAGGGGGGGGCAGCUCACCUGUUGCAGCAGCAGCAAAAGUCGUUGCUGCUUCAGCAGCAGACAUUUCAGCAGCGAAGAGUAGUAGCCCUGCUACAGCUCCAACAAGGAGGCGCUGGGAUAUCCCUACAGCAACUGCCGGCGCAGCAGACGACAGCAGCAGCAGCAGCGGCAGAAGCCCAGUUGCUGCGGCGGGUGUAAAGGGGCCGCAACAGCAGCAGCGGCUGUCUCUGGGAAAGUCCUCCCCUUCGACGCUGCAGCAGACUGGGGGCCCUACACCCCACACCCUUGCUGCUGGUUUCUUUGCCCCCUCUUCUGCGCCUCCAAAGGAUGACACAGCAGCUUCUGUCUUCACGAGAAACCUGACGCAACAGCAGCAAGAUUCGCAGCGGCAGCAGCAGCAGCAGCAGCAGCCGCAGCAACAGCCACAGCAGCCGCAGUCUCAGCAGCAACAACAGCAACAGCGGCGGCUGACUUUGUGGGGACUGAAACGAGUAGGGGCAACGGCAGGAACUGGAGGAGCAGUCGCAGCAGCAACAGCACCAGCUUCAACAGGAGCAGCAACAGCAACGAGGGGUGACGACAGCACCAAAUGCUGCGUUGACACACCUGCUAUGGGGGCCACUUUAGGGUCGGUUUCUGUCUCUUCCUCUGCUCCCUCUUCCAAGGAUGCAGGAACAACGAUUACAGAGGGGGCUGCAGGACCCGACCAAGCAACACCAGCAGUGGCAGCAGCAGCAGAUGACGACGAGGAGCUUCCGCCGUCUCCAGCACGCCAAGAGCAUGUGUACUCACUGCAGAAAAUGCUGGCAGUUCAUCUGCUGCAGCGGGAAGCCGACGCAGCAGAGGUGAAGGCCGUGAGGGCCCUCCAUCGCCCCGACCACCCCGCUGCGUUCUUUGCUGCUUCUCUGGAGUCCCUGAAGCUGGCGCCCCACCAAAGACAAGGGGCUCGUGCACCACCUCCAGAGGGAAUGUCUGCAGCCGGCGAACGGUCCGCCUCAUAUGGACGGCCAGGACAGCAGGAGCAGGAGCAGCAGCAGCAAGGUUCGUGGAUGGUUCGUGGGGCAGCAGCUUCAGCAGAUGCUGCUACUGAGGCUGGCGAACAAUCCGAUACUUCUGGGGGCGGCCUCUCGCAGGGCCCUUCUCCGCUGCAGUUGCGCCUUGGCCGCACGGCUGCAGGCGCCGGUGACGGGGAAGGGAGCACGCAGCAACAGCAGCAGCAGCAGACGCGAGCGUCCUUCAGCCGACGUCUGUUUGGGGACUCCACUGAUUCUCAUGGGGGCCCCCAGUUGGGGGGGGCACCGCAGCCGCAGCAGCCCCUGGGUGCAGGAGGGUACGCAGGCGAUAGCGGGCGGAGGCUGUGGGGCCACAGUCUACAGCAGCAGCAGCAGCGUGGGGGUGGGGAUGGAGACAGCACUACAUCGUCCCGCGGCCACGACUUCAGCAACCGGUUCACGAGGUCUGAAGUGGGUCUGUUUGCUGCUGACUCUUUGGGGUCUCGCCCUUCUCAGGGGCCACCAGGGGCGCAGCGGGGGCUCCCCGGAUGGGGAACCUCAGCUGCAGGAGACGGGGCAGACACAAGCAUUAGCAGCACUUGCAGCAGCAGGCAGCAACACCAUGUGAGACACAGAGGAGAGGGUGACGCAUACUCGGAGGGCCCGUCACCAACUCCAGGGGUGCCGGCGCCGGGCUGUGGGGUGUGGGGCCGCACGGGUGUUACUGCAGCACGCAGUAGCCGAACCUCCUCGAGACGAGAGACUGCAGAGGACGGAGCGGCGACAGCUGCUGCCGCUGCCGCUGCUGCUGCUUCUACAGGAAGCACUGCAGCAAAACCUCAAAAACCAGACGAUAGCGCUUUCCAGCGACUAGGACUACAGCGCCAGUUUCCGCAGCAGCAACAGCACCAGCAAACAAAUGACCCAUCAGCAGCACCAACAGUAGCAGCAGGCGAUGGGGUUGUUGGAUCAGAAGCUCCUAGAGACCUCCCCAGGGAUACGGAAGCAAAAACAGCAGCAGCUGCUGGUGAGGCCGUUGGCUUGGAUGCAAUGGAGAAGCUUGCAGGCUUCCACAUCUCACAGCAGCAGCAGCAACCGCAACAGCAACAACAGCAACAGCAGCAGGAACAGCAGCAGCAGGAGCCUUUUGGCAUCAACUUUUCUGCCCUGUCUGCCGCUCUUUCCUCUUCUGUCAAAUCUUCGCAGAUGCAAGGAGUAGCGGACGCAGCACAAAGUUCUGCUGCAGGCGGAUCAGCGCUCCCGGUGCCUCGACGAGAGGAGAUUUGGGCUCAACCGGACGCCCGGCAGUUGUUGCUGCAGCAUGCAGAGCAACACCAGCAGCAGCAGCAAGAGGAGGAUGAGCAACAACAGCCCGUAGACCCCUUCUUCGCACAGCGCGAACGACCGGAUUUGCCUUCUGUCGCGGCCUUUUGGAAUGAAGAGCCAAUCAUAAGACGAAAGCCCCGGCAGCAGCAGCAACAGCAGCAGGAACAGCAUCAACAGGAACAAGAGCCUCAGCAGCAGCAGCACCAGCUACUGAUGUUGCAGCAACUAGGGGAUGGUUCUGCCCGUUCGUGGCCUAGUCUUGAAACGGAUCCAGAGCAGCGUUCGUUUACGGGCGCACCGGAGCAGCAGCAGCAGCGAGGGGCCUCACUGCCUCCAUGUAGCUUUUCGCGUGUGGAGUCCCUUUUAGAAAGAGGAGAACUGCCUGCGGAUCUUCAUCCCCUGCAGGAGCGAGCACUAGCAGCAGUAGGAGCAGGAGCAGUGGCGGCACCGGGCCCGGUUGCCUCAGCAGGAAGUAGCAACAGCAGAAAGGAUCUGGUGGGGGAUGCCAAUCUGACGUCCCUGCAGCGGCUGCUAAAUGGCGAAAUGACUGAAAAGCAGCUGCACGCCUUGGCAGCACAAGUACAUUCCGUGCGUUCCAGUGCCCCCGCUCGGGCUGCUGCAGCAGCAGCUCUUUCCCAGUUCAUGGCAGCUAACGCAGUGCAACAGCAGCAGCAGCAGCAACAACAGCAACAGCAGCAGCAGCAGCAGCAUCCAGUUGCGGACACACGGCUGCAGCUGCCGGGGCCUGGAGGCCUUGCUGCUGCGGCCGCUGCCGUUGCUGCUGCUGCAGUGCAGCAACAGCAGCAGCAACACGCAGACAAUCAGCAGGCAGAGGCAGGGUUGCAGGGGCCGUAUUCUUUGGCGCGGCUACGGCAACAGCAGGCCUUGCUAGAGCAACAGCAGCUGCAGCAGCCGCAGCAACUGCCUGCAUAUAAUGCCCCUCAGCGGCCGCCGAUCGCUCCCGGCCCCAUGGGAAACCGUGUAGACCUGUUUGCUGCUGCCUUGCAGCAGCAAGAGCAGCAACAGCAGCAGCGUGACAUCCACCGCAUGUUGGGGGGCCUGCCGGUUGGGGCACCUCAAGGACAGCAGGAGGUUGUGGGACCCCCGGUGGAGAGUUUGCAGCGAAUGAUGAUGGAUGCGGGUGUGCCGCUGAACAGCAGCAGCAACAGUAGCAGCAGCAGCAGCAUUUGGUACUACAAGGACCCGAGCGGGACCCAGCGGGGCCCCUUCAGCAGCAAAGAUAUGCACGGCUGGUGGCAGCGCAACUAUUUCGCUGAUAACCUCCUGAUGAAGUGGGACCCCCUGCUGCCGUGGCUUCCCUUUGGCCUCAUUUACCCUGCGGGGGGUCCUCAGCCCUUCACAGCGCUGCCGGACUUACAAGGGAUUCAGCAGCGGCUGCUACAGCAGCAGCAACAACAACAGCGCGAGCGACUCCUCCAACAGCGACACCAGCAGCAGCAACAGCAGCAGCAGCAACAGCAGCAGCAACAGCAGCAGCAAAGACGCCUACAUCAGCCCACACCAGCUGCAGCACCAGCGUCCGCAGGGCCCCCAAGCUUCCGUUUGUGGGAUCAGCAACCGCAUCCACUGGGUUGGGGGGGGGGCCACCGGGGGACCCUGGGUGUGACUGAGACGGAGGGAGGGGGUUUUGGGCUGGAGGAGCCUUCGGAGAGUCGUUCGUCUUCGGGUGUGUCUGGUGCUGCUGACGACAUGUCUGUGGCAGCAGCAACAGCACAGACUGCUGUUGCCGCUGCUGCUGCUGCCGUCGGCGCAGAUGACGCGGCCGCAUGGGAAGUGUGGAUGCGACGGGCGGGUCUGUCUUUGCCGCAUCAGCAGCCGCAGCAACAGCAGCAGCUUCGCGUUGGUGCAGCUGCAGGGGAUAUGGGUCAUUUUGGUGCUCUUCACGCACAAGAACAGCCACAGCAGCAAAAGCAGCAGCAGCAGAUGUUCAUGCUACAGCAGCAGACAGCGGAUGCGAUGCAUCGCCCGUCUCUCGGGGGACCCGCCGAUGACCAGCAUCAGCAGCAUCAGCAGCAUCAGCAGCUUCAGCAGCAUCAGCAGCAUCAGCAACAGAAGCAGCUUCAGGAACAGCAACAUGAGCAGCAGCAUCAACAGCAGCAGCAGCAGCAAGGGCUUGUGGUCGGACGUGCAGCGCAGAUGACUUCAACCCUCAAAAACCUUCUCGGGAUUGGUGGCCCACAUGGGCAGCAGCGAGAGCAGCAGCAGCAGCAACAGCAGCCGCAGCAGCUCCAGCAGCAGCCGCUUGAGGAGGUGGAGGAGCAGCUCCAGCAACAGAAGCAUGCCCUGAGCUGGACUGCGGAUAGAUUGGCAGAAGCGCAGCGGCAGCUGCAGCAGCUGCAGAAGCAAGAGCAAGCACACACAAAACAGGUGUUUACGUCGAUCGAUGCUGAUCAGAAGCAGCAGCAGCAGCAGCAGCAGCAGCAAGCGCCUGUUACUGCUGCACCUAAGCAGUGGGCAGCCACAAUGGAGGAGUCGUGCAGGCAAGACAAACAAAAGAAGCAUCCGCAAGAGAAGCAGCAGCAGCCAGAGAAGCAGCAGCAGCAAGAUAAGCAGGAGAAGCAGCAACACCAAGACAAGCAGCAGCAGCAGCAGGAAAAGCUCCCGCAGGAGAAGAAGCAGCAACAGGAGAAGCAGCAGCCACAGCCAGAAAAGCAGCAACUGCCGCACGAUAGACAGCAGCAGCAGAAGCCUCCAGAGAAAGAUAGGCACCAGCAGGACAAGAAACAGCAGCAGCUGCAGCAACAGCAAGAGAAGCAGCAACAGCGCCAGGCGAAGCAGCAAGAGCAGCAGCAGCAGCGUCAGACGAAGCAGCAGGAGCAACAGCAACAGAAACAGGAGAAGCCGCAGCAUGCCCGAGAGAAGCAAGCAAGAGCACCUCAGGAAAAAACGGCCCUUACCAGCAGCAAGGCGAAAGCCCCGGCUGCUGCCGCUGCUGCUGGGGGUUCUACAGCGGAAGCAGCAAAGGGAGGAUGGGAAGUUGCAGGUCACAAGGGGCAGCGCAAGAAGGAGCAGCAAAAGCAGCAGCAGCAGCAAGAGAAGCAACAGCAGGAGGGUAGGCAGAUGGAGCCAGAGGCGAAGGCCCCAAAGCCACAGCCAGAGAAGCAGCAAGUGCAACAGCAGGGGAAGCGUGCGACUGCAGAAGGUGCAUCGGGGGAGCAGCCGCGGCGACCUGUUCUUGGGGGCCCGGCUCCGUGGGUAUCUGUUGCUGCUGCUGCAGCGAACCGGCCGAAUGUAACUCUGAAAGAAGUGAUGGAGUUGCAGAGCACCGAACAGUCGCGAGAGGCUGAAGAGAGAAGAAAGGAAGAGGAAGCUGCACUGAAGGCUCAACAGCAGCAGCAGGAAGCAGCUGCUGCGCGUCUGCGCUGGGCAACGCUGCAGCGGAAGGACAGCAAUGGACAAACCGUUCCAAGCUGGGGCACGCCGGCGGUCUUGGGCGUCCCUGGGGCCCCUUCUGUGGGUUCAUCAGAGGACUUUCCUGAUCUGCUUGAAGGAGCAACGAAUACGUUCAGCAGUGGGGCGGCAACCCCAUCCACCCUGACGCCUGCUGCUGCACCUGCUCCUGCUGCAACAGCACCAGCAGCAGGAUCCGCACCAGCUGCUGCCCCUGCUGCUGUUGUGAGAACUCCCUCUCUGGCUGGGGGCGCCGAGGCAGGAGCAAAUCCCACCGCCACACGCAAGGGGGGAUCCGGCACGAAGGGCAAGCUGAAGGGCAACACGCAAUCGCUUCAGGACUUUAUUGCUGCUGCGGCCCACAGCAAGAAAGACAAUACAGCUCUGCCUCUGGGCGCGACAGCGUGGUCUCAAGGGGCACCCAAGGGCCUGGCUGCUUCUGUACCCCCACCCACCCCCAUGCAGCAGCAGCAGCAGCAACAGCAGCAGCAGCAGCAGCAGCAAAUGCAGCAGCAAAUGCAGCAGCCGCUGCAGCGAACUGCUACUGGAGUUCCUGUGAAAAAGAACGUAGUGGCGGCGGCUAGGGGCCCGGGCGCCCCAUCUGCAGGAAGGGCGCCGGAUGCGGAUUUCCCCUCCAUUUCUGCAGGAGCUUCUGGAGCAACUGAGGAGGGACCGAAACGGGCCGCGGCACAGUUGCAGGAGUGGACCAGUCUCUUGGCCGAGUGCGAAUUGCCUCUGGACGUCCCAAUCCUGGAGUACUUAGCCACUAUUGAGAACCCGCUGGAAGUGGAGGAGUUUCUGCAGGAAAGUUUUCCCAGCCACAAAAAUUUGCGGCUUUUCGCCGAGAACUUCGUUUUGACGAAUGACAAAUACAAUAAGAGGCCCCAGGACGACAAGGGGGGGCCACAGAGUGUGUCGCAGCAACAAACUGGGAGGCGAUCCAGGGCAAAGGAAGAUCCCGCAAAAAGAAACCGCAGGGGCGCCCUGUAG